AUGGGUUCAUUAGCAGCAGCAGAUUCUACAAUUGUGAAGAACUGGAGAGAGCAUCCUCCUUCUUCUUAUUCCCUCAAGAUCAACAAGCUUUCUCAGCUUACUCUCGACAAAUACGAGUCCCGUCUUUUCUUGUCUGGUGGAUAUAACUGGAGACUGGUUAUAUACCCAAAAGGAAACCAAAAAGACGAUGGAACCGGAUUUAUUUCAAUGUAUGUGGAACUUGACAACACCUGCCUCUCAUCCACAUUACCCAUGGAGGUGUUUGCAUAUCUCACGUUCUUUGUCUAUAACAAGAAAGAAAACAAAUACUUUUCAAUACAUGAUGUUGAAGUAAAGCGGUUCAAUGCAUUAAGGACGGUAUGGGGAUUAUCCCAAGUGCUUUCGGUGGAAAUAUUCAAUGACCCUAAAAAUGGAUAUAUCUUCGAGGGAGAACAAUGUGAGUUUGGUGUUGAUGUGGUGAUUGCUACACCCUUUACCAAGUGGGAAGUUGUCUCCUUUGAUGAGAAAUUCUCUUUUCCAAAGUUCUCCUGGAGUGUUAAAGAAUUCUCGGUGCUGAAAGAGAAAUUUUACAUGUCCAAAAGCUUUUCAAUGGGAAAAAGAGAAUGGAAAAUUCAGUUGCAUCCGAAGGGAGACGAUAGAGCAAAUAAUAAGUGGCUAUCAAUUUUUUUGAAUUUAGAUGGCACUGAAAUUGUGAAGGCUGAUGAGAAGAUUUACGUGCGAGCGCUUGUGAAGGUUAUAGACCCCCGUGGAUCCAAUCAUGCCACAACAACAAUUAACAAUUGGUACACGGAAUCGAACAAAGGGUGGGGUGUUGUCGAGUUCUUGUCUUUGGCUAAACUUCGAGAGGCGUACUUGGACGUAGAAGAUACUUUGAACGUAGAGGUCGAAUUUGAAGUUGUCUCUGUCACCAAACACUCAGCAUGAAAACCUAAGCUCUAAAAUUUAGGAUCAUGUGUUCCAUGCUUAUUAUUAUAGGACUACUCUGUUUACUGCGUCCA
Molecule: messenger RNA, 998 nt
Organism: Capsella rubella
Lineage: Eukaryota; Viridiplantae; Streptophyta; Magnoliopsida; Brassicales; Brassicaceae
Product: MATH domain and coiled-coil domain-containing protein At3g58270
Exons: 5
Coding region: 1-924 (307 amino acids)
Molecular function (GO): protein binding
Source: RefSeq, a predicted model, not a curated record